Molecule: messenger RNA, 2250 nt
Organism: Chondrus crispus (carragheen)
Lineage: Eukaryota; Rhodophyta; Florideophyceae; Gigartinales; Gigartinaceae
Exons: 3
Coding region: 1-2250 (749 amino acids)
Biological process (GO): chromatin remodeling
Molecular function (GO): protein binding; histone methyltransferase activity
Source: RefSeq, a predicted model, not a curated record
AUGGCUUCUCGCCGGGUAGGGCAGGCCUCUGUGCAGUCACAGCCUUCAAAGCUUCGCAGAGAUCUUGUCAACGAAAUCCCAGACCUAGUCAGUGGGAUAAUGUUGGGGCAUUUAUCUGCGUGCCAAUCCUACGCGAAAAAGCGAGUAAGAAAGGAAGUUGUGGAGCAAGAAGGAUCCUUACCAAAGGAACGAGUUAAUCGGGACGAUUGCAUUCGUCGUCAAGACUGGCUCGUCGUCCAUCGAUUUCAAAAGAUAAUCGACGAUUUGCCGGAGCAACAAGUCACGCAAUUUGACCCUUCGUUAAGUGCACUCGACGAGAUUUUGAACCUAAACUCCGCCACGCGCCCAUCCUCUGUGCAAAAGAAAGGUGUUUCCUCCAGAGUAAUUCGCGUGAAGAUGCCGGAGACUGCUUCAGUACCCAAGUAUGAUACUUGGAUUCCAGUUCGCGACAACUACUGGGCUGGCAAGCAGCUUCAUGUAGAGCCCUACAUGCCUUUUCUUGGCGAUCAGGAUGACGAUUGCGAACUAGCGUUCGAAGUUUACGAGGAUAUGGCUGAUGAUGCAGGGCAGCAACUGGAUUUGAGCGAUGGGGAAGUUGGAAAAGAUGGAAGAUUCAGUCUGCCGAAGGAUGAUAUUGAAAGAUGUACUUAUUACUCUAUGGCUCAAGCGCGAUGGAGAGAGGGAUGUCGUCAAUCUAUUCUGGCAGUUCUUGAUAAAUUUAAAGGCAAGAAAUUCGAUGAGUCGGUAUGGAGGGUUCUUGCGACUGCACUUGGCGUUAAGGAGACGGGACGUAUUAAAGCAAUUGCGAGAGUUGCUAAGGACCGAAGGCAUGAGAAAAGAUCCGAAAGCGCCCGACAAAAAAAGGAAAAAGAAAUGUCUCGCGCUGUGGCCGAAGCAAAGUCCAUUCCUGUCGAAGAUGAUAUGCCUCUGGAAGAAGAUUGGAGCGCUCGAAUUAACCCUUUGAAGGCCUUUUGUUUUACAUGUCACUGCUUUCCGUGCCCGCAACAUGCUGAUGUCGAUGUGGAGCCUGUCUUGCCAAUAGAAGAUCUCGCUGCCUCAGCAAGAGAGAAGCAGCUGGUUACGGAAAAAGCUUUACCAUGUUCAAAGCACUGUUGGCUUGCAGUUCCUGAAGACACAGAUAUUGAUUUCGAUCAAAACUGGUCUCCCCAAGAGAUUGUCCUGCUGAGAGAAGGAGUACCGAUGUUUGGUAUGGAUCCUUGUUCGCUGUCUGUCAUUCUCGGUUCUCGAACAUGCAUAGAAGUUUCGAUGAAACUGGACGACAAUAUCGAAACAGACAUCGCCUUGCACGAAAUUCAAAAAGCACGGAAACCGCAUCGCGUGGACGCCAACAAGCGAAAACAAAUUAGUUCGCAGGACAAGGACAACAAGAACAACAAUAAGAUAUCUGCUAAGACUGUAGUUGAGAAAGAGACUGAUACUGCUUGCGCGGUGGAUCAAGAUUUCGUGCCAUGUCAUCACAAUGGGCCUUGCACAACAGAAAGUUGUACUUGCGUGAAAAAGGGAAUGUUCUGUGAGACUACAUGCGGCUGCAAUGCCGGAAGGUAUGGAGAAGGGGGACAGACCGGAGGAAUUGUGUGGAUCGAACCUCGUGCUGAGUCGUUAGGCAAUUCCAGUGCUCGAGUCUGCAGGAACCGGCACUUUGGAUGUGCUUGUGAGGAAGGGAGUUGCCAUGAUUCCUUAUGCCCUUGUUGGGAUCAGAACAGAGCCUGCAGCCCAGAUUUCUGCGGGUGCGACUGUACGCUGUUACCGGGACAAAUCUCGCUGUCGAAACGCAAAUGUCGCAACGUUCCAGCAUCGAUUGCGAAGCAUAAAAAGACUUUUGUGGGCACUUCACCCGUUCAUGGGUUUGGACUGUUUGCCGGUGAGCGCUUCGAGGCUGGUGAUCUUGUGGGGGCAUACAGCGGUCAGCUUAUCGACACCCGUCUCGCAGACAUGAUCGGUAGGUUGUAUGAUGCCACUGACCGGACCUAUAUCUUCAACGUCACUGAGUCAUUGGUUAUCGAUGGGGGACUACUGGGAAGCAAGGCUAAGUUUUGCAACCACACGAAGCCAGGAGACAAAGAGAACUGCGCGAGUAAGCUUGUGCGAGUUAGAGGAGAUGCGUACGUGGCGCUGUUUACGAAGAGAGUUGUAGAACCAGGGGAAGAAUUCUUGUUUGACUACAGAUUCACGGGUGAAGUGCCACCUUGGGCGAGAGACGACGACGGCAACGGAAAUGAGUUGAAUUAG